Epinephelus moara (kelp grouper) is the source of this 2684-nucleotide messenger RNA. RefSeq names its product UDP-N-acetyl-alpha-D-galactosamine:polypeptide N-acetylgalactosaminyltransferase 18a (gene galnt18a). The record is from RefSeq and is a predicted model, not a curated record. Lineage: Eukaryota; Metazoa; Chordata; Actinopteri; Perciformes; Serranidae. Gene Ontology annotation, cellular component: Golgi apparatus. The transcript is spliced from 11 exons. The coding region runs from base 253 to 2106 and encodes 617 amino acids.
CGGCUGCUCAGCGGGGACUCUACUUCUUGGUGUUAUUACCAGAAAUAUUACUAUUGUUAAUCCGGCAGGGUAAAGUGUUUCAAGCCUCCGGAAUAUUUCUGUCUCAGCCGGGACCUAAGAGCGCAGAGGCGGACUGACUCCAUAGCAUCACAACGCUCUACUUCCAUUUGGACACGUUUGUCGAGUGCGUCUUCUCCUCAAUCCACCUGCCUGCGCGCGUCGGGAACAGGAAGCCCAUGGAGGGAUGUCGCGAUGCUGUGCACAAGGAGAACUAAAACUUUGGUGUCGACAUGUGUGAUCCUGAGCGGCAUGACCAACAUCGUGUGUCUCCUCUAUGUCGGCUGGAUCACCAACUAUGUCGCCAAUAACGGAGGUCCCAAAGUUGCGGAGAGCGGCGGGGAGGCCGACAGAAACUUGGAGGAGGACAGUAAAGGGGAAACGCUGAGGAUUAUCGAGAGGCUCGAUCGGCUGGAGAGCGUCGUCAACGAGCACAUCAAAGAGACCCCUCAGAAGGACGGUGAAGACGCUGCAUCCUCGUCAGACUCUGCUUCAGACUCCGCCUCCUCACUCUUUGACCACUGGGGUCACGACCUGGGCCCAGAGAGUCGAAGGGUCGCCCUCAGGAAGUUCCGUUACUAUGGCUACAACGGCUACCUUAGUGACCGGAUCUCUCUCACCCGGUCGAUCCCAGAUUUACGUCCGGACGGAUGCAGAAACAUGUCAUACUCAACAGAUCUUCCUCAGCUCAGUGUCAUCUUCAUCUUUGUCAACGAGGCCUUGUCAGUAUUGCUGCGCUCCGUCCACACAGCCAUCCAGAGGACUCCGUCACACCUGCUCAAAGAGAUCAUACUUGUAGACGACCACAGCAACAGCGUUGAGCUGAAAGAGCACCUGCAGAGCUUUGUGGAGGAGACCAACGCUCAGCACGGUCCGGGAUUCAUCAAGGUGGUCCGCCAUGACAAGCAGGAAGGGCUGAUCAGAUCCAGGGUCAGUGGAUGGAGGGCCGCCUCCGCUCCUGUCGUCGCUCUAUUCGAUGCACAUGUGGAGUUCAACACUGGAUGGGCAGAACCUAUUCUGCAGAGAAUAAAGGAGGACCGCACCCGGGUGGUGUCUCCCUCUUUUGACAACAUCAAGUAUGAUAGCUUUGAGAUUGAAGAGUACCCGCUGUCUGCUCAGGGCUUCGACUGGGAGCUGUGGUGUCGAUACCUCAACCCACCAAAGUCCUGGUGGACACAACGCAACCACACAGCCCCCAUCAGGAGCCCAGCUCUGAUUGGCUGCUUUGUGGUCGAUAGGAAGUACUUUGAGGAGAUUGGCUUGCUAGAUGAAGGCAUGGAGAUUUAUGGUGGAGAAAACGUGGAGCUUGGCAUCAGGGUGUGGCAGUGUGGUGGCAGCGUGGAGGUCCUGCCCUGUUCGAGGAUUGCACACAUCGAGCGUGCCCACAAACCCUACACAGAGAAUCUGACAGCCCACGUGCGUCGUAAUGCUCUGCGGGUGGCUGAGGUCUGGAUGGACCAGUACAAGAGUCAUGUCUACAUGGCCUGGAAUGUUCCACUACAGAAUUCAGGAAUAGACAUUGGGGACAUCUCUGAGCGAAAAGCCCUGCGGUCCAGACUCCAGUGUCGACCUUUCAGCUGGUUCCUCUCCAACAUCUACCCUGAGCUCCGAUCCUACAGCAACACCGUUGCUUACGGAGUGUUGAAAAACAGUCUGAGAGACAACCUGUGUUUGGACCAAGGACCUGACACUGACAAUGUUCCCAUCAUGUACCUUUGUCAUGGUAUGACACCGCAGAAUGUCUACUACACAAGCUUGCAGCAGCUUCACCUGGGAGUGCUGAGUCCAACGAUUGACGAUGAUGACAACAAGUGUUUGGUGGAUGUGAACAGCAGACCAAGGCUGCUGGAGUGCAGCUACGCAGCCACCAAACACAUGAAGCUCACCUGGACAUUCACUCAGGGUGGCUCCAUCCAGAAUAUGGAGUCUCUGCAUUGUCUGGAGCUGGUGGAGAGCAGACAGUCAGAGUUCAGCUUUCAGCUGGUCAUUCAGGACUGCACAGAUCAGAAAUGGACCAUCACGAACAUACUGACUGUCCUGCCACAGUGAACACACUGACACCAGUCGGCUAAUGGAACACCUUUGUUGUGAUGGACUGCUCGAGUCAGUGAGGAAGUUUGAGGACUUCUUCUGCUGGCCCAGAUCAAUGAUCAAUUGUCACAGAGUUCUGGUGGAGGAAAAAAAAAAAGAGUCCAGUUAGAAAUGGGAAAAAUGCUAAGUAAGCAGCAAAGUACUUGUCCAAAAAAUGAGCUUUAAUACCAGACCUAUUUUUAAGGAGAAUCUGCAUAGGAAAAGAUGUGCUUCAAUCAGACACGGACCAUCAGUAACCUAAUAACCGUUUUAUACCAAUGACCUGAGAGAAGAGACACUCACAGAUGGAGCCGGGGCUCUUAAAACGUCCCUCUCUGCAAUCGAAAUGAGAAAUAUAGCUGCUUGUUUCAUGGGACAGGCCCAUGAAAUCAUGUAAGCACUCUGGUUAUUGCAGGAGCAGUAUUUUGGGUCCCUGUCCACCUUUUAUGAUAGGGCCUGUACUCCUUCCGUCUCAACGCACAAUCACUAUAACAAAUUGAGUGAGUAUUGGUUUCAAUAUGUUUGUGUGCAGAGGGAUGCAAGGUGAGUGACUGAAC